Ciona intestinalis (vase tunicate) is the source of this 2473-nucleotide messenger RNA. NCBI's taxonomy places the organism in Eukaryota, Metazoa, Chordata, Ascidiacea, Phlebobranchia, Cionidae. The record is from RefSeq and is a predicted model, not a curated record.
UAAAAUCAUUUAUUAACUUCCUGAUAACUAGCAACAGGUUAAAAAUGGGAUUGUCUAUACUUAUAUUGGUUGUUUUGCUUGUUAAUGCCGAAACCAAUGCUUUUAAUAUAAAAACAAACCAGGUUUCAAAGUUGGCCCACAAUACUUCAAGACUUGCGUCGCAAUAUUUUGGACAAAAGAUUCAUUUUCAUUCAGACCACAGCCUCUUGGUUUCUGUUCCGUACGACACCCACGGCUCCAAUGAUGUCAAGAGCGCCAGUGGUGGUUUAUCGUCGUGCCCAAUUCGAUUCAAUGUUGAGCAACAUUCACAGUGCGAUGACGUCACGCCCACGUCACCAAACCUUAGUGCACGAGAUGGAUUCGGUUUGGACUUUGAGGUUGAUCCUCGCGGGAAUGUUACCGCAUGUGCACCGUUACGCAGCCAAACGUGCAGAGGAAAUGUAUUGAAACUUGGUUACUGCUACACAGGUACCGGUCAUGGUACAGUUUGGAGUCCACUGUCUAUCGUGGAAGGAUUCAAUUCAGAUUGCCCCCAUGAUCAAGUGGAUUUAUUAUUUGUAUUGGAUGGUUCCACUUCAAUAAACGAGGCUGAUCCGAAUAAUUUCAACACCGUAAAGAAUUGGGUUAAAAAUAUUACGAAACGGUUCGAUAUUACAAGCAGUGGAUCCGCAGCCGUUGGUCUCAUUCAGUAUUCGACGUAUCUGCCGAAUUUUUCGAUUGAUAAGAUCGUCACCGAAUUUGAAAUUGGACGCUACAAAAGUUUCUCCCAAUUUUCCGUAGCAAUGGACCAAAUAAAACUUCGACUCGGAGCAACAUUUACAGCGGCAGCACUUUCUAAAGCAACCACUGUGUUCAAGAACUCAUCCCGUUUCAACGAUCCGCUCACCAAGAAAGUUCUUGUUCUCCUCACAGAUGGACAAUCGAACGAUCGGGAAGGGCUCAAUGCAAGCGCAACACAAGUUCGUAAUUUAAACAUCACCACAAUCGCCGUCGGUGUAAAAGCUGAUGUACUUCAAGAAUUACAGAUAAUUGCAAAUGGCGUCAUUGGAAACAACGACAGAGUUUACCAGCUUAGAGAUUUCUCCAACCUUGAUUCGAUUGUACAAAGUAUUUUCCAAGAGAUCGAAAAAGUUUCACUUGAAGGCAGCAGCAGUUCAACCUUCAGCGCAGGAAACGGUUUACGAUUUUCAGAAACUGGAUUUUCGAAGUCGUAUGACAAGGUUUAUAUUAGUAUCAGCAUUUACUUUUAACUAACAAGUAUUGUUUACUAACUAAUCGUUGGUGGAUUUGGUUUUGUGUUGUUAAUGAGUAUUUGAUUGAAGAUGGUCGAAUGGAAGAAGAGACAUCAAAGUUGUCAGGUUUAUUCAGAAUUGUAGAACCGUAGCGUCAAGACCCUAAAAGAGCGUUGGUAAUUUGUUUAAUACAAGUUGAGGAAUUAUGGAAUUAAGGUGCUAGCGGUAUCCUAUUUUACCCCGCAGUACUAUAUAUUUGGUUAAGCGCUCAUAUAUGGCAAAUUUAGUCGCUGUCUUAUACAGAAUCGACGUUUGAAGUCAAAACUGCGCGUUUAAUAAAAGAUAAAAUAAGGAAAAAAAUACAGGAAACAAAAUAACGUGAGUAAAAUAGAACAGCGACGUAAUGCAUCAUAUUACUUUUAUAUCAAUUGCUGUAUAACAAGCUGGUAGCAUCAAGUGUUUAUCGUAAUGACGUAUCACUGUGUGUGUGUGUAUGUGAUACAAAAAGAAGAUUUUGUGACUCUGCUUUAUUGACCAUAUCUAACCGAUAUAUAGAUAAGGAUUGGAAAAGAUAGAACAUGUUUUCGUUCCUUUUUCUCGUUGCAUUUGGUAGUAAACGAAAAAAAUAAAUAAUUAUGUAAACAUAUCCUCAUGACGCAGAAAGAGUAUUGUGAACUGUUAAAAAAAAACGAAUGAAAAAUAUAAGAUACCAUGUGUUACGUGGAUAUCAUAUUACACCACAGUAAUACAUCAACCUAAAGAGGUUGCUGUUACAGCAUGGGAAUCAAACUACAGAAAAAGAGUGGUUGGUUAGUUGAAUGGUGGCACACAAGAUAAAGGUAUAUACAAUGAAAAUUAAAACGGACGUGAUGCUACAACCUUGUUUAAUAAGUGAAUGGCUAUACAGUAGACCUUUAUCCGACCUGUAAUAUGCAUCCUAUAGGAGCAACAGUUUAUAUAAAGGUAGCAAAAGCAAUAAAUAUUAAUGUGUAUAUGGGCGACAUCUUAGUUUAACUUAAAAACAGCGAAAAUCGCAAAACAGCCAUUGAAACAAACUUAAAUUUAUUUAAACUUGUCAGAAUUAUUUUUACAAAGUUUGAACAUUACGUUAAAAUGUUUUAGCGAUCUUAAACUCUUAGUAUUAUUGUUUAAGCUACUAAGCAUAAUAAUAACAAAGACAUUAUGUUUACAUCUUCGACAAUAAUAAAAGACGUCGCGCAAUCGUAUAGACGUGCAUACAA